AUGUCUCGACUGUCUGUUCGGCGACUGAGCAGCCAAGUUCGUCGCCCGGACCUAGCCACUGCCCUCCGCCGCAAUGCGCCAGUUGAUGUGCACCCGGAAGUCGAGGAUGCCCUCGCCACUCACAAACCUGUUGUUGCGCUCGAGUCUACAAUAAUCACCCAUGGCAUGCCAUACCCCACCUCCCUCAAAAUGGCGCGUUCCGUCGAGAACAUCGUUCGUUCAACAGGCAGUGUACCUGCUACUAUUGCCAUCAUCCAAGGCCGCGUCAAAAUUGGCCUCCACACUCAUGAACUAGAACGCUUGGCCGACCAGUCAUCAGCAUCUACUGCCGCUGUAAAGGUCUCGAGACGCGACGUUGCGCCUGUCCUUGCAAUGAAAAAGGACGGAGGUACAACAUGUAGCUCAACUCUCAUAUUUGCAGCCCUCGCUGGCAUCAAGGUAUUCGCGACAGGAGGGCUAGGAGGGGUACAUCGACGCGGAGAGUCAACUAUGGACGUCUCCGCGGAUCUGCACGAGCUCACGCGCUGCCCCGUUGGUCUUGUCUCUGCGGGAGUCAAGUCUAUUCUCGACAUUGGACGUACAUUGGAGUAUCUUGAGACGCUUGGUGUGCCUGUACUAACAUAUGGUCCAACGAAAGAUUUCCCUGCAUUCUAUACCAGGACUAGUGGUUUCCAGUCUCCUUGGAAUGUGGAAGAUCCACAAACUGCCGCUCAAAUCCUUCAUAAUCACUGGCAACUCGGGAUGUCUAACGGCGCCCUUUUUGCUGCGCCGAUUCCUGAGAAAUACGAAGCAGCAGGCUUAGAAGUGCAAAAGGCUGUCGAGAUUGCCGUCCGAGAAUGCGAAGAGCUAGGAAUGCACACCCGCGGGAAAGAAGUCACACCAUGGUUACUGAAACGCGUUGGUGAGCUGACGGGCACGCAGUCCUUGACCAACAAUGUGGCUUUAGUAAAGAACACUGCAUUGAUAGGAGGCCGGAUAGCAUCUGAGUACGCCAAACUAUCUCAAGAUCUAGGCGACUUGCAACCAGUUUAUCAUCACACAGUUCAGUCUCCCGCUAGCGCGCAGGCAUCUCAGUUCCUAAGUAGCCCAACUGAUGCCGUUCUCAACGAAGCGAAAUCUGACAACGUGAACGUUCUCGUUUUUGGCUCGAGUGCGGUCGAUAUCACAUCUCGGCCCGCUCCAGGCAGUGAUGCCGAAAUCUCUGCAAAAUCGACGUGCCCCGGGCUAGUCUCUACGUCGCUCGGAGGCGUGGGUCGCAACAUUGCCGAAGCCGCCCAUCGGGUCUCCAAUGCGUUGGCGCCCUCAAAGCCAUCUCCCAUACUACUCGUCUCUCCUGUUGGUGAUGACGCAUUUGGUCGGCAGAUCAUCAACGAUACAGGCGCCUCCGGUCUUUACACCAAUGGUCUUUUUGUGGAGCCAGACAAGAGGUCGGCUGUUUGUAACAUGAUUUUAGACACCACUGGGAACUUGGUGACUGGUAUCGCGGAUAUGGAUAUCGUCCAGAACCAGAAUAGUGACAAGCUGCUCUCUUACUUAGGGGAACAAAAGCCUUGGCUGGUUGCACUGGAUGCAAACAUGUCUCCUACCAUUCUGACUGCGCUGGUUGAGUAUUCCGUGCAACAGAAUAUCAAUAUUUUCUUCGAACCAACGUCUUUAGCGAAGUCAACAGCAAUACUCCCUGCUAUUGCAAAGACACUGGGCAAGCAUGACCGUGCCCCGGUGACAUUUGCUUCACCUAACCUUUUGGAACUUGGACACAUGUACCGUGAAGUCCGCUCAAGUCCACUGGAACUCAUGUCACACGACGUAUGGUGGAAGACCAUCGACAGACUCGGCCUAGGUCAUCAGUUCCGUGCAGAGCUAGAGCACCUGUCGCGGCUGAACGCAUCGGAGGAUAACCCUGACCUCGGAUCUCUUUCUUUCCUCAUAAAGGACGGCGUCGCUCAAAUGGCCAUCAAUAUGUUGCCUUUCUUCCAGAACCUUGUCAUCAAGUGUGGCGAGCGUGGCGUCAUCAUCGCGAUGCAUUUGGAUGGCCAUUCGGCGCAAUCUUCACAGUGGGCUAACGAGCCCAGCAACGUGCGCCAGCGUCUCGUUGUGGCGCGUGCAUCGUCAGGGGAUGUGGUUGUCUUUCAGCACUUCCCGGCUCUCAGCGUACCUCAGGAUUCGAUUGUCAACGUGACUGGUGCUGGCGACUCGCUUGUUGGAUCAUUGGUCGCCUCUUUAGCCUACGACCGCACUACAUUUUUGGGUCCAGGAACAUUGGCAAAUACAAUUAGCCUCGCGCAACAUUCUGCGAGACUCAGCCUGCAAAGUCCUUGGGCAGUUUCUCCUCUCUUGUCAUCUGGGUCCACAGCGAAACCUGAUCGCAAUGUUAUUGAUAAGUAACGAGGAUUAGACUAGUAUGCUACAAGUUAAUCUAUAUUAGAGCGCGAUCGGGCCAACCCGUACAUCCUCUCGUGCCUUGCGUCGAUUCUCCUCCCAGAGUGUCUUUUGAGUAGCCUGAUCUUUCCUGACCUUCUUCUCAUAUCGUGCCUACAGAAAACCAACAAUGAAGGAAAUCAGUUCAAACACACAUUUUAUUUCGAUGUAUCCCAACCUGAGCACCGUGUUUCAGUCUUGUAAUGAUGUUCGC
Molecule: messenger RNA, 2632 nt
Organism: Coniophora puteana RWD-64-598 SS2
Lineage: Eukaryota; Fungi; Basidiomycota; Agaricomycetes; Boletales; Coniophoraceae
Product: indigoidine synthase A-like protein
Exons: 14
Coding region: 1-2385 (794 amino acids)
Molecular function (GO): pseudouridylate synthase activity
Source: RefSeq, a predicted model, not a curated record